This is a messenger RNA of Trichosporon asahii var. asahii CBS 2479, 786 nucleotides long. RefSeq lists its product as uncharacterized. The record is from RefSeq and is a predicted model, not a curated record. The transcript has 2 exons. The coding region runs from base 1 to 786 and encodes 261 amino acids. Lineage: Eukaryota; Fungi; Basidiomycota; Tremellomycetes; Trichosporonales; Trichosporonaceae.
AUGCGCGUUACCUCUGUUCUUCUCUCCCUCGCCGCCCUCGCCCCCCUCGCCUUUGCCCAGGACAACGCCGGCGGCGAGGCUGCUCCCGCUCCCGCCGCUGAGGGCGGUGACGCCGGUGCCCAGGCCGGCUCUGGCGGCGAGGCUGCCCACAAGACCGGCUCGGCUGUCGGUGCCCACUCGUCUAACACCGGCCACGGCGGUGGUACCGGCAACCAGGACUGGGUCCUUUCCACCUUCGACGUCCCCAACCGCAACUACUACUGGGUCAACGAGGUCAACAACACCGCGACCUGGACUCCCGUCAACGUCACGACCAACCUCGCCAUCUACAACUCGAACUCGUCGGUUCUUGACGGCAACAAGGAGAUUGCCGCUGGCAUCCCGGCCGGUGUCGGCUCCUGGACUGGUCUUGUUUCCGGCUUCGCCCCCGGCAACAACUACAUCAUGAUUCUGACGCUCGGUGACCAGCCCGACCGCAAGAUCGCCCAGACUGAGGGUUUCUGGAUCAAGUCGAAGGGCACCAUCCCCGAGGCCUCUGUCACCGGCGCCGGUAACUCGAUCGCCGGAACUCUUGCUGUCGGCUCGGCCACCAACGCUCCCUCCGCUACCGCUGCCAACGACGCUGCUGCCGCCGCCUCCUCGAGCGCCUCCCCCUCGGGUGGCCAGGCUCAGGAGAACAAGGACGGCCAGACGACCGCCGCCCAGGGCGACAAGAACUCGGCCGGCAAGGCUUCCGCUGGCCUCUUCGCCGUCGCUGCCGCCGGUGCCGUCGCUCUCGCCUUCUAA